Molecule: messenger RNA, 1488 nt
Organism: Herpailurus yagouaroundi (jaguarundi)
Lineage: Eukaryota; Metazoa; Chordata; Mammalia; Carnivora; Felidae
Gene: GPR143
Product: G protein-coupled receptor 143
Exons: 8
Coding region: 44-1336 (430 amino acids)
Biological process (GO): melanosome organization; G protein-coupled receptor signaling pathway; regulation of calcium-mediated signaling
Cellular component (GO): plasma membrane; melanosome membrane
Molecular function (GO): L-DOPA receptor activity; L-tyrosine binding; dopamine binding
Source: RefSeq, a predicted model, not a curated record
GCGGGGUCCCGGCACACCCGAGCCGCGUCCCCGAGCACGGCCCAUGGCCUCCCCACGCCUGGGGACCUUCUGCUGCCCCACGCGGGACGCCGCCACGCAGCUGGUGCUGGGCUUCCAGCCCCGGGCCUUCCACGCGCUGUGUCUGGGCGGCGGCGCGUGCCGCCUGGCGCUGGGCCUCCUGCAACUGCUGCCGGGACGACGGCCCGCGGGCCCGGGGGCCACGUCCACGUCCCCGCCGGCCUCGGCGCGCGCCCCGGCCUCCGUCCGCAUCCUGCGCGCCGCCGCCGCCUGCGACCUGCUCGGCUGCCUGGGGAUCGUCUUCCGGUCUGCGGUGUGGUUGGGAUUCCCCGAUUUCGUCAAGGGCAUCUCAGACGUGAAUGGGACGGACCUUUGGCCUGCUGCGUACUGCGUGGGGACCGCAAUGUGGAUCCAGCUGUUGUACGGUGCCUGCUUCUGGUGGCUGUUUUGCUACGCGGUCGACGCCUAUCUGGUGAUCCGGAGAUCAGCAGGACAGAGCACCAUCCUGCUUUACCACAUCAUGGCCUGGGGCCUGGCUGUCCUGCUGUGCGUGGAGGGAGUGGUCAUGCUCUACUACCCGUCCGUGUCCAGGUGUGAACGGGAUCCGGAGCUCGCCAUCCCGCACUAUGUCACCACAUACUUGCCGCUGCUGCUCGUCCUGGGGGCCAACCCCAUCCUAUUCUGGAAGACCGUGACCGCAGUGGCCUCUUUACUAAAAGGAAGAAAAGGCAUUUACACAGAGAACGAGAGACGGAUGGGAGCCGUGAUCAAGAUCCGAUUUUUCAAAAUAAUGCUGGUUUUAAUUAUUUGCUGGUUGCCAAACAUCAUCAACGAAAGCCUUUUAUUCUAUCUUGAAAUGCAACCAGAUAUCAACGGGAGCUUUUUGAGACCUGUGAGAAAUGCGGCCAAGACCACGUGGUUUAUAAUGGCGAUACUGAACCCAGCCCAGGGAUUUCUCUUGUCUUUGGCCUUCUACGGCUGGACAGGAUGCAGCCUGCAGUUUCAGUCUCCCAGGAAGGAGAUUCAGUGGGAAUCCAUGGCAACCUCUGCCGCGGAGCAGCCCUACCUGUCCCCAGAUGGCUCCAGCGCACCCGGUGAGAGCCUCACUCCCAGGAAGGUGCUGCGACUCGGCGGGCACGUGUCCGACGAGGCCCUGAGCCUGUUGUCUGAAGGUGAGCCUUGUCUGCCAAUGCAGGUGAAUUGCGGAGCCCCGGGGCCACCCGGAAGUCCUUUAUCAAACCAGGAAGUGAUGUGUUGUGGGAGAGGUGUCCGUGACACCUGUAAUACCCUCAAGGGUGUGAGGGGAAAGUUACAAUAGCAGCAAUGAUGCUCCUCUUGUAUUCUGUUACCCACUUGUCUUUUUAAUAUUUUAAUGGCACUUAUUAAGCACUGCAGACCUGUGUAAUUUUUUAAAAUGUUUAUUUUUGAGAGAGAGAGACAGAGCGUGAGCAGGGGAGGGGCAGAGAGAGA